This is a messenger RNA of Lithohypha guttulata, 1323 nucleotides long. It is a transcript of the gene SLU7, whose product is annotated as mRNA splicing protein. Gene Ontology annotation, molecular function: pre-mRNA 3'-splice site binding. Gene Ontology annotation, cellular component: spliceosomal complex. The record is from RefSeq and is a predicted model, not a curated record. Gene Ontology annotation, biological process: mRNA splicing, via spliceosome. Bases 1 to 1323 code for a protein of 440 amino acids. The transcript is spliced from 2 exons. NCBI's taxonomy places the organism in Eukaryota, Fungi, Ascomycota, Eurotiomycetes, Chaetothyriales, Trichomeriaceae.
AUGUCUCGAAACCCUCCACCACCCCCUCAAAACACCAACAAUGGCCGCAACGAGUACAUCCCACAGUACAUCUCUGCAAAACCCUUCUACGCCGAGGAUCUCCUCAAGGACGAUGACUACCUAACACAUCAACGCUCAAAGGCCGAGCAAAAAGACACAAUCGACAAGGCGAAAUGGUACGAACGUGGUGCCAAAAAGGGACCAGCAGCCACCAAGUAUCGUAAAGGUGCCUGUGAAAAUUGUGGCGCCAUGACACACAAGACCAAGGAUUGUCUGUCGCGACCACGAAAGACAGGCGCGAAGUGGACAGGACGGGAUAUCCAGGCCGAUGAGAUCGUGGACGACGUGAAACUAGGUUGGGAUGCGAAGCGGGACCGAUGGAACGGCUAUGAUGUAAGGGAGUACGACUCUGUGGUCAAAGACUACGAAGAUAUGGAAAAUCUGAGGAAGGUGGCUGCGAAAAGUGUAACGCCUGCAAAUGGGGAGGUUGAUGGAAAGGAGGAUGAAGUUGAUGGAGAUCAUUAUGCUGAGGAAACAGAUAUGGGUCGAAAUCAACCUACGUCUACUCGCCAGCUGAGAUUGCGUGAGGAUACGGCCAAAUAUCUCCUAAAUCUCGACCUCGACUCAGCUAAAUAUGAUCCGAAAACCCGGUCGAUGGAUACCACGGCCUUAGCAUUGAACAACAACAAAGCAGGUGAUGAUCUAGCAUCAGAAGGAUUCGUGCGACCCGCGCACGACCCAGCCACCGAUGCAGCAGCCUUUGAAAAAGCCCAGCGCUAUGCUUGGGAUGCUCAGAACCAGUCAUCAACUCCUCACGCCUCAACCCCAACAGCUGCACAGAUACAAAACGCAGACAUGCAGGUCCAUCUCGAAGCAAAUCCCACCGCCUCCGCACUGGCUCUGAAGAAGCACGCCGGAGAGCUUGCUGCCAAGAAGGAAGCGCAAAGGAAAUACCUAGAAUCUAACUAUGGCACUUCCAGUGCACCAGCACUGAAAAGACCUCUGGCAGUAUCAAAUUCAGCAUACACGACAUAUGACCCUGAGACAGGCAAAGAGCUCGAUCCUGACACCAACAAGCCACGCAUCAAGCCUAUAGCAAGAAGCAAAUACCCCGAGGAUGUUUUCCCUGGUGAGGAGGGCAAACAAGGAUUUGAAGCAGAGGAGGCGAGGCGUAAAGGAAGGGACCUGCUCGAGGAGCAACAUGCAAACCACUUAGAAGAGGACCAUGCUGAAACCAUAGACGAGAAGAAGAGAAAGGGUACUGACUUUCAAGCAGAGGACAUGGAAAGGAGAAAACGCAACCGGACGGAAGAUCCAUUUUGA